Messenger RNA from Haliotis rubra (blacklip abalone), 1173 nucleotides. RefSeq lists its product as uncharacterized. The transcript has 5 exons. NCBI's taxonomy places the organism in Eukaryota, Metazoa, Mollusca, Gastropoda, Lepetellida, Haliotidae. Bases 1 to 1173 code for a protein of 390 amino acids. The record is from RefSeq and is a predicted model, not a curated record.
AUGGAAAGGAAGGGGAGUAGAUCUGGAGGAGAUUGUGAGGGACCUUCUGGGAUGGAAGAUAAGGAGGAUCUGGAGGUUGAGGUUGGUGAGAGGGACUUCUGGGAUGGAAGGGACUUUCUGGGAUGGAAGGUAAGGGAGGAUCUGGAGGUUGCGAGGGACUUUCUGGGAUGGAAGGUAAGGGGGGACCUGGAGGUCGUGAAACACCUUCUGGAGGGACUAGAUCUGGAGGGGAUGGAAGAGAAAGCUAAGGACAUUCUGGGAUGGAAGAUAAGGGAGGAUCUGGAGGCUGCGAGGGACUUUCUGGGAUGGAAGAUAAGGGAGGAUCUGGAGGUCGCGAUGGACUUCCUGGGAUGGAAGGUAAGGGAGGAUCCGGAGGUUGUGAGGGACUUUCUGGGAUGGAAAGGAAAGGUCACUAAUGCAGAGAAAAUACUGAAUGACAAAGUAGAUGUAGCGAAAGAAAACGUUGAUGAGGGAGUGGAAACCCUAACUGAAGGAAAGGAUAAACUUUUGGGAGAAGAAAGCCGGUUAGAAAAGGAGCUUGAGGGAGAGGUAGAAGCGGUGAAAGAGGAAGCAAGUGUGUUGAAGGAAGAGAUAAACGAAGCGAAAGAAGAGGUAACGGAAUUAAAGGCGGAAGAAGAGAAACUGAGAGCUGAAAUAGAUGAAGCAAAGAUAGAAGAAGAGAGGAUGAAAGAAGUAGUCAAAGAUGAGGAGGUGGUAGAGGACAAGGUAGUAGAAGAAAUCAGGGAGGAGGUGGUACUGGAGGAGAAGGUAGGAAGAGGAAUCAAUGCAGAGAUGAUGCUAGAGAAACACGUAGAGGAAGAACUGAAAGAAGAGAUGAUGCUAGAGAAACACGUAGAGGAAGAACUGAAAGAAGAGGUGUUGCUAGAGAAUAAGGUAGAAGAAGAACUUAAAGAAGAGGUGGCGCUAGAGAACAAGGUAGAAAAAGAACUCAAAGAAGAGGAGGUGCUUGAGAACAAAGUAAAUGAAGAACUCAAAGAAGAGAUGGCGCUUGAGAGCAAGGUAGAAGAAGAACUCAAAGAAGAAAAUGCGAUUGAAGAAAAGAUAGGGAAAGAAAUCAAAGAAGCAGAAGCGGAAGCGGAAAACAAGAGAUGCUUCCAGCUGGACGUACAUCAGCUGCAACUGUGUGUAUCAACCAUCAUGUAUCUGUACUGA